Paramacrobiotus metropolitanus is the source of this 3474-nucleotide messenger RNA. Its product is annotated as cullin-3-like. The transcript is spliced from 18 exons. The record is from RefSeq and is a predicted model, not a curated record. Gene Ontology annotation, cellular component: Cul3-RING ubiquitin ligase complex. Gene Ontology annotation, biological process: protein ubiquitination; ubiquitin-dependent protein catabolic process. The coding region runs from base 769 to 3087 and encodes 772 amino acids. Gene Ontology annotation, molecular function: ubiquitin protein ligase binding. NCBI's taxonomy places the organism in Eukaryota, Metazoa, Tardigrada, Eutardigrada, Parachela, Macrobiotidae.
CUAUCGUUAUCUUUGAGAUAAAUUUUCAAAAGAGGCAUUAUUGAUCGUGAGAUGGGACACAAAUUGGGACGAAAUCAAAAGAUUAAGUUAACACUGAAACCGCGGCAUAAAAAUCCGAUCUUUGCAAAACCAGAGUACGCAGAAGGACAGGCGGGCAGCAAGCAAAUGUCCCCAGUAACUCCCCAUGGUCCAUAGCCCUUACGCAGGAUCACAUAACAAGCAGCGCCUAGCGGUAACGAUAGUGGCUCGGCACGCUACCCCACAGCCAAAUAUUUAACACAUCACUGAAAGCUGGAACUCAACUGGAUUUUGUGUACCGUUUACGGUGUUUACCUGGGACAGUUUUGGUUUGGAUCUUUGAAGUUUUCAGUUUUCCGCAUCAGCAACCAUUUCCCGCUUAUUACUCGAUAUCGUAAAUUUUGCACAGUUCUGUAUUUUCGGUUCUUUGUGAUACUAUUCGAUUAGGAUAAUUAGGCUUUGAGUUUCUGACAAAAGUCCGAAAACUGAAACUUUUCACGUUUCUAGCUUAGCACUCCGAUUGGUGAUUAUUUAAGGCGAAUUCAAUUUGGUAAAAACACUGGAAUUUGUUAAUUUGAUGCCUAUCUUGCAAUGGCUUGAUCAGUUUUAAAACUAAAUAAAAAUUAUCGUGAAAAGCUCAAUUGUAACAAUGCGAAAGUGCCUGGAAGUGGACUUCUGAAGCUGUUGACUAUGUGAAAAGAUGCGCUCAGAUGCUUUUGCUGUUUGGUGGAUGAAACCGACACGCACCUAAUGGCUCAAGUACCGCAGCCGCCUGGCCGGGGGGGUGGGAGCAAUAACAGUCACAAAAUGCGAAUUCGAGCAUUUCCGCAGCACAAUGUGGAUGAAAAGUAUCUGAACGAUAUUUGGGCGCUACUAAAGAGUGCCAUCCAGGAAAUUCAAAGGAAAAAUAACAGUGGGCUUAGUUUUGAAGAAUUAUACCGAAAUGCGUACACAAUGGUGCUGCAUAAACAUGGGGCGCGAUUGUAUGAAGGGCUGCGCGAAGUCGUUACACAGCACCUCGGCACUCAGAUUCGCGAGAAUGUGCUGAAAUCUUUAAACGACAACUUUCUGACUACGUUGAAUCAGAACUGGGGCGACCACACGACCAGUAUGGUGAUGAUCAGAGACAUUCUCAUGUACAUGGAUCGUGUUUACGUCAACCAAAACAAUCAGGAUAAUGUGUACAAUUUGGGCCUGAUUUUAUUCCGUGAUCACGUCCUGCAUUAUGGAGAGGUUCGUGAGAAGCUGCGCGAUACCUUGUUGGAUAAUAUCGCACGGGAACGGCGUGGCGAGACAAUUGAUCGGUCCAGUAUCAAAAAUGCCUGUCAGAUGCUUAUGCAACUGGGUAUUGGUACGCGGGAGGUUUACGAGGAUGAUUUUGAGCGCCCCUUCUUGCAGCAGUCCGGUGAAUUUUUCAGAAUGGAAGCUCAAAAUUAUUUGAGGCAGAACGCAGCUUCGGAAUACGUACAGAAAGUUGAGCAGAGGCUGCACGAAGAAACAGAACGAGCCAAACACUACCUCGAUAACUCCAGCGAAGCGCAUAUCGUUCGGGUGGUAGAGGACGAGCUGAUUGUUAAGCAUCUGAAUACAGUGGUUUUAAUGGAAACAGGCGGUGUGGUUUUCUGCAUCCAGAACCAAAAAUACGAAGACAUGGCAAGGAUGUACAAGCUGUUUAAUCGAGUUACUGAGGGAAUGAAAACGAUGCUACAGUACAUUGGCAACCAUUUGGGAGACCAGGGAAAAGACCUCGUCACAGAGGAAGAGGCGACUCCCAAAAAUCCUGUAAAUUUUGUUACGUCAUUAUUAACGCUGAAGGAUGAUUAUGACAAAUUCCUUGAAAAGUCAUUUGACAAUGAUCGUCGAUUCAAAACAAUGAUCUCCACUGCGUUUGAGCGGUUUUUGAAUUUGAAUCCCCGAUCUCCAGAAUAUUUAUCCCUCUUUAUCGACGACAAAUUGAAAAAGGGAAAUAAAGAUGUUACGGAACAAGAGCUCGAAAACGUUUUGGACAGAGCCAUGGUUUUAUUCCGCUUCCUCCAAGAAAAGGACGUUUUUGAGCGCUACUAUAAGCAGCAUCUGGCCAAGCGCUUGUUGUUUAAUCGUUCGACGUCAGAUGAUUCAGAGAAGAUGAUGAUCGGAAAACUAAAGCAGGAAUGCGGGUAUCAGUUUACGUCCAAAUUGGAAGGAAUGUUUAAAGAUAUUACUUUGUCCAAAAAUAUUAACGAUGAAUUCAAGGAUUAUUUGGGCGGAACGAAGAAAUUGCCAGUUGAUUUGAAUAUGUCUGUGCUUACAACGGGAUUUUGGCCAAUGCAAAUUUGUCAAGUCGAUGUCGUUCUACCGGCGGCGGCGCAGGCUUCUUUUACAGAGUUUAAAAGUUUCUAUCUUAACAAACACAAUGGACGUCAGUUGACCCUGCAGCCAAAUUUGGGUAUGGCUGAUUUGAAUGCAACGUUUUAUGGGCCACCAAUUGCCGACGACUCGCAACCGUCCACCAGCAGCAGUGUGGUGCCGGCCAGCAGUAGAGGCGGAAUACGAAAACACAUUCUCCAAGUUUCCACUUAUCAGAUGUGUGUUUUGAUGCUCUUCAACGAACAGCGGGAAUGGAGAUGCAGUGAGAUGCUCGCGGUAACCAGAAUCCCUGAUCGUGAGCUAAAGCGCACGCUGCAGAGCCUUUGUAUGGGAAAACAACGGCUGCUUUUGAGACAGGACAACGGAGCGGGCGAAAUUGGUGACCAUACGAGCUUCCUUGUGAAUGAUUCUUUUACUUCACGGAUGGUUCGUGUUAGAAUCCAAGCAGGAACCGGUAAAAACGAGCAGGAGCAGGAUCGCGUUGAGACCCGCGCUAAAGUGGAUGAAGACCGGAAGCACGAAAUUGAGGCAGCUAUUGUGCGGAUAAUGAAGGCUCGUAAAAAGUUGCCCCAUGCCAACCUGGUAGCCGAAGUGAUAGACCAACUGCGUCUGCGUUUUGCUCCCAGCCCGACAACCAUUAAGAAACGGAUUGAGGGCUUAAUCGAUCGGGAAUAUUUGUGCAGGACGCCGGAAAACCGGUCAGUGUACCAAUACGUUGCGUAAAGAUUGGCGAUUGUCUGCGCUCUUGCUGCAACGAGAUGAAUGAUGUUUCUUUCUGCAUCUUAAAUGAGUUUUUGUAUUAACGGGUCACAUAGUAUAAUUCAACAGUGUAUGGCGGAAAUCUUGAGUCUAUUUCGUUUGCACGGUUGGUGCGUCAGUUGCUGCGCAUGCGGUCUGUCGUUUAGAGGAUUUUAGUGGUUCUGAUGGACCGAUGCUGAUAUCAAGCCAUGUGAAAAAUUUGUGCUUAUUGUAGUUUACAAUUUUCUGUACUAGUAAAGCCUUGUUUUUUCCCAUGUUGGUCUUACUGUAUACUGUGGAUAAUUUUCGUUAGACUAAUGGUUGCGAUAUGUUAGUGUAGGACAGAUCUUUGCCAGAACACCAAUCUAUCUG